UGCCAAGUCCAGCGUUGUUUUUCUGGGACGGGGGGAACUGCGACUGCGCUGGGGCAGCAUCUCUCCAGCUCUUCGAAGAGGACGAAAGCCACGGUUGACUGGAUCAGCCCAGGGUUCGGAGAGAUGUGAGCCGCAGCUGCUUGUUUCGGUGAUCUCUGGAGGAGCGAAGAGGAUGUCAAAGGGCAAGCUUUUGCAAGACCACACGCAAAGGACAACAGAGUUGAAUGUGAUGAAUUAAGUCAAGACUACUUUGUCCCAUGCACUGUACAAUCGAAUGUUGGGUGGUGAUGAUGCUCUUUAAAAGUUAUUUUCCAACGACUCUUGGAAUGAAAUCGAAUCCACAGCUCGAAACUUGUCCUGGAACCCUGCCGUGGCCAACGAACACAUCAUGUGGCCCAAUGGGGGAUAGAGCGGCAAACUGCACCGCCCAUGUUCGCGGUGGGCGUUGUGCUGUUGGUGCUCUCUCCCAGCGCUGCUCGCAGCCCCGUUGCGGAGCUUCCACUGCGCUUGACGGGUGACUGGGAGAUCCCGAGAGGGGACAAGUGCAUCGCAGAAGAUGGUAGAGCAGUAGAGUUCAAGCAGUGCUGCGACUUCCGUUUCGUUUUGCGGCAUGUGUGGCGAAUGAUUGGACAGAAGGGUGAGCUGGAAGUGGCACACGCGGGCUGCCUUGACAGGACAUACUGGCAGUGCUGCCAGGUGAAUGACAACCACGAUGAAGGCGGCCUGCCCUGGUACAACAAGGGCGUGCUAUACAUUCGGGUUCGUUCCAGGAGGUCUGGCAGAAACUACCAUAUCAAAUUACUUCAAGGCUCUGCACUGAACUGGUGGGGUGAGACCCUGGCAGAGCAUGCUGGUAAGCCAAAGCUCAGUCGAAGCUUUCCGCGCUUCGACAUUUCCAUUAACACAGGCGCUGGCUUGCUGUGGCCUUCGGGUUAUGCGCUGGCACAGGUGCUGGCGGAGCUCAGUGAAGAAGAGAAUCUCAAUGAAGCUAUGACAUUUUUGGAUGUGGGCGCUGGAACCGGCUUGGCCUCUAUGGUGGCUUUGCUUCGUGGCUGGCGAGUACUCAGCACUGAUCUCUUGGCAGAAAGUCAUCGCCAGCGCGUGCUGAGUGCGACGGCCACCUUCGGGAAUGGGACGGCGGGUCGCUUUCGCACGGGAGAGCUGGACAUUUUCAACCCGGACACGUGGCCGGCGGCAACCUUUCAGGUGAUUGGUGCGACUCUUUUUCGAAGCUUUGAGGAUCUUCAUCAUCUGGCCUUCAGGCGAUUGGUGUCGAAGUGCUUGGCUCCACGAGGCGUGGCGCUUUACACCUUCAACUUCCCGGAGUAUCUCACACAAGAGGUGAAGGAGAUGAUGCCCAGAUUUCUGGGCCUCGGGGAGGACAAGCUGGAAGGAUCGCUCCUCCGGCAGGAAGGCCCUCGCUGGGUGCCCAUUGAGGACCUGGACGAGAUCCGGUCAGCUCUUUACUUGGUGGCCUUUCGACACGCAACCGCCUGAACAUGAUCGACUGCCACCCGUGGAGCUUCACCGCCGGUACCGGUUUUCACCGGCCCGACGUGAAGCGACCAGCGACGUGCAGAACCGGCUUCACCGUACGGGUCCUUCAGGACGAUUCGGCGGGGUCCGAUGCGGCUGUCCGCUGUUGACGUGGCCGGCCCUACCACGGCGCUGUGGGUGGAAGCCAAAGCGGACCAAAAUGGGGAGGGAGGAAGCGGAACUCGGAGCGCCUCCGUCCGUGAGCGGCUUGGUUUCAGGAAAGGCUGAACAACAC
Molecule: messenger RNA, 1771 nt
Organism: Durusdinium trenchii
Lineage: Eukaryota; Dinophyceae; Suessiales; Symbiodiniaceae
Source: the annotation of a GenBank genome assembly